This is a messenger RNA of Diorhabda sublineata, 12339 nucleotides long. It is a transcript of the gene Dhc16F, whose product is annotated as dynein axonemal heavy chain 6. Gene Ontology annotation, molecular function: ATP hydrolysis activity; dynein intermediate chain binding; ATP binding. The coding region runs from base 1 to 12339 and encodes 4112 amino acids. NCBI's taxonomy places the organism in Eukaryota, Metazoa, Arthropoda, Insecta, Coleoptera, Chrysomelidae. Gene Ontology annotation, cellular component: dynein complex. The record is from RefSeq and is a predicted model, not a curated record. Gene Ontology annotation, biological process: microtubule-based movement. The transcript has 61 exons.
AUGUAUUUAGAAGGUUACCACACCAGAUCUUGCGAAAAGCCUUCCAUAGGUCCAGUCCAGCAGAUGAUUGAUUAUACUAUGCUUACGAAAGCCGAAUUGAUGACAGCUGAUGAUGUCACCGGACUCAAGAUAACUAUCGAUUUGCUAACUACCGACUUAAAGACUUUAUCAAUCGCUGGUAUCGGCGAUGUCACUGGAGACCUAUUAGACAUCACGUAUCAAGAAGAAGUCAGAAGAAGACCUUAUGAAGGACCUAAACCUAUUGUAUGUGAGCCACCAUAUUCUUUCAAAAGGGAACUUGGAGCUAUUCCCUUCCAUAUACCUCAUAAAAAAUUGUUGGAGAAAAUCGAAUACAAAAGAGUAAUGCCGGAACCCUUGACGGGAUUUCAACAAUUUCAAGAGCUUACUAUGCAAAGUAGGAAGCGAACACUUUUAGAAGAUACUUUAGUGGUUCCAAAAUCAGUCAAGAAAGCUCAAAGACCCGGUAUUACGUUUAAAGAAUAUAGAUCUAGAAGACACACAACUAAAUUGGAGUACGUUAUGGAUCAAACGGAGUGGAUCGAAAAGUUUAGACAAACUACAGAUGGUUCGUUCGUGUAUAUGACUUACGCUGUUCCAAACUCACACGAGCUUUUCUAUCCUUAUGCAUUAAGUAUCGUACCCUACAAGCAAGUAGACAAAUCAAAUUUUUUCACGAUGAGCGCCAAAGGCGUCAUGCAACACGUCGGAAGCGAAAUAAUUUUCACGACUCUCGAUAAAUGGGAAAAAGAAUAUAACAUGUAUUGUCGUUUAAUGGAGAUCAGACUCUUUCACUAUUUUAGAAAGUGGAAAGGAUUUUACGUUUGGAGAAUAAACGUAAAACGUAAAAAGAUUUAUAACGCCAAGAGAAAUUUAGAGGAAAAUAUGCUUAGUCUGAAUCCGAUUUUGAGACAAGGUCUGUUAGAUAUUCAGGAUAUGUGUUUCAAGAUGAUACAUGUUACGUUUACAGACGUUUCGGAUAUCGAAAAUACGUGGCUGUUUUAUUUUAUUGAAGACCAGAUGGAUAAAUUCCAUCAAAUUAUGAAGAAAAUAGAGGAAUACCACGAGGUAGCUAGAGAAGUUGUGGGCAAUGCUUGUCAUGCUGCUCUUCUGGCUAAAGGAUUUGUGGUUGAUGAAAGAAUCAUCGACGAAUCGAUAAAAGAUAAGCGAAAAAGGAUACAUAAAGCUUCUUACAUCGAACAAGCGGCUAAAAAGAAAUUUUGCGAACGUCUUGCAAGUUUCAUAAUAUUGGUUGAUUAUAUAACAAUAAACAUGCUGCACCAAUUGAUUACGAACUCCACACACGAUCUACUGUGCGCUCUAGAAAAACACACUCAAUUUCUGCCUACACAACAACAAUUGGAUAAAUUCGAACCACUGAAUAUUGAUUUACCAAGAACAGAGGAUGCACCUAAAUUGCCUUUUUUCGUGGUAUAUGCUAAAAUCGUUCCAGAAGAAAUACUAUUGGAUCCAUCUUUAAACAUCACUUUAGAUAUGUUUAAUCAGAUAAUGAGUUUGUGGCAAGAAAAAACUAUAAUCAUCAAAUCGUUUGUGGGGGACCCGUACUAUUCUGUUUUUACAACUCCUAUAAUUAAUGAAAAAGUUGAAGAUAGAAUCUGCGGUUGGGGCCCCACGUUGGAAUUUUAUUUGAAAAAAGAUGAAUACCUAACCAAAAACCAGGAAGAGCUUCGCAAUUAUUUCAAGAGGAAUUACGAAGCAGCUUUCCAAUAUUUACGUAGAUACGAUCCAAUAAGACAAUUUUAUGCCGAAGAUAUUUUAGUAGAGAAAGAAGAUAUAGAAAACGAAAGAGAUUUGGAAACGUUUAGAAAUUUGUGCACGAGAUAUUAUAGAGAAAUAGCGACUAUCGAAAGUAUAAAACCGUCUCAGGAGAUGGGUGUUCUCUUUAUUCAAUUGGAAGGCUUCAACGAAACCUGUCUUCCCGUAUCUACGCAACUGUUGGGUUAUUUGGAACGAACAAUACCAUGGAUCGGCAAAACAAAAGUUGACGAAAUGAUUGAAGAAGCGAACGAAAUUGAAGCUUUUCUAGCUAAAGAGCCGGUUUUGACGGCAGAUUAUGUGAAAUACUUGGACUACAUAGAGGAAUCAAAUCAACGAAUUGAUAAAAUGGAAGAAACGUUAGAUUAUUGCAAAGAAUUGUAUGAUAUUAUCGAGGAGUUCCAUAUUGAUGUGGCCUUCGAGGAAAUCAAUGCUUAUUACAAUUUGAGCGUUGCUCUUGGUACUUUGAGGAACGUUGUCGAUAGAAAAAUGGAAGAUAGCGCUAGAUUGAUAAAAUUAUUUAGCGAUAAUUUGAAUAAAGAUAUCAGCGCGUUGAUUUCUCAAGUUGGAAAUAUUAAAGACGAAUGUAUGCAACCGUGGCUUUAUGACAUCAAUUCAAAAUUUGCAGAAGUCAUGGAUUUUUUGUCAGAAUUAUUCGACAAGUUGAUUGACGCCCAAAAACGCGCCAACGAAUUCAAAGAAUAUCAAAAACAAUUUAGGCUGGAAGUAACAAGAUUUGAUAUUCUCGACGAAGUGAUGAACGACGUGAAACUCCGAAUUCUGUUAUGGGAAAGCGUGGAUUCUUGGGCGAAGACCGUCGACGAAUGGUACCAUGCCGUUUUCGAUACACUCAACGUCGAUGAUAUGAAUGCGUUCAUCGCUAAAAAUAUGAAAUAUAUUGCGCAGUUAGAAAAAGGAUUGCCUCCUAAUUUAAUUGUACCUAAAUUCAGGGACGAAGUCGAGCUCAUGAAAGACAAGCUCCCCGUAGUUUGUUAUUUAAGAAAUCCUGCAAUGAAAAAUCGACACUGGCUGAAAGUUGAAAAUCAACUUAACCACAAAUUUAAACCAGAUGAAGUGAUGACUCUAGCGCUAUUAGAAAAUCUGGGAGUUUUCAAUUACCCAACUGAAUUGAUGGAAAUAUCAGGGCAAGCUAGCAGUGAAGCUGGAUUAGAAGCUUUAUUGAAGAAGGUAGAAGAAGCAUGGAAAACACUCGAAUUUCCGGUUAUACAACACAAAGAUUCCAAGGACGUUUACAUAUUUGGUUCUCUUGAAGAAGUUCAAGCAGCUUUAGACGAAAGUAACAUCAACAUGGCUACUAUAGUCAGUUCCAAACAUGUUGGUCCAAUCAAACCGAGGGUAGAUGAAUGGAGCAAAAAUUUAGACUUAUUCUCAAGAACUCUGGACGAAUGGAUGAUGUGCCAACAAAGUUGGGUAUAUUUAGAAGUCAUAUUUUCUGCCCCAGAUAUUCAGAGGCAAUUACCGAACGAGGCUAAGCUCUUCACAAUCGUAGAUAAAUCUUGGAAGGAGAUUAUGAGGAGAACUGCGAAAAUGCCUUUGGCGAUGGAAUCGGGACUAUACCCGGGUACCUUGGAGGCAUUCCAACGUAAUAACGCUUUGUUAGAACAAAUAAUGAAAUGUUUGGAAUCGUAUUUGGAAACUAAGCGCGUAGCUUUCCCGAGGUUCUACUUUUUAUCCAACGACGAGCUUUUAGAUAUUCUGGCACAAACGAGAAAUCCUCACGCCGUACAACCGCAUUUGAGAAAAUGCUUCGACGCAAUAGCCAAAUUGGAAUUCGGCGUGAAAAUACCAGACGAAAUCGAAGAAAAUGCCGACAAGAAGAAAGAUGAACCCGUAGAAGUCGUUCUGACCACCGAUAUUAUUGCUAUGAUCAGUCCCGAAGGAGAAAGGGUAGUUUUAGGAAAAGGCUUGAAAGCGCGUGGUAACGUAGAAGAUUGGUUAGGAAAAGUUGAAGAAUCUAUGGUAUUGUCGUUGAAGAGGUUGAUGAAAGCGUCUUUGGUGCACUACCAUAACCAUCCUAGAACUGAAUGGGUGUUAGCUCACGCUAAUCAAAUCAUUUUGACUGUAUCUCAAAUCAUGUGGGCUAAAGGAGUACACGAUAUUUUUGACGCACCCGCUUCGGUUAAUAAAAUUAAGAAAAUGGAACAGUACGAGACCAAAUGUAUACACGAUUUGAAUAAUUUAGCCGUCCUAGUUAGACAGGAUUUACCUUCAGUUACAAGAAAAAUUCUUGUCGCAUUGAUCACCAUUGACGUACACGCCAGGGAUACCAUAAGUAAUAUAGUAUCAAGUAAAAUUACUAACAGUAUGAGUUUCGAAUGGCUGAAAGUUUUGAGAUAUUAUUGGGAUGAAGUUAUAGACGAUUGCGUAGCUAGAAUGUCCAGCGCCUACUACAUUUACGGUUACGAAUAUUUAGGGGCGGCUGGUGUAUUAGUUAUCACACCCUUGACCGAUAAAUGUUAUCUUUGUUUGAUGGGAGCGUUGCAGCUAGAUUUAGGAGGGGCUCCUGCAGGUCCGGCGGGAACUGGUAAAACUGAAACAACUAAAGAUUUAGCGAAAGCUCUGGCGAUACAAUGCGUCGUUUUUAAUUGCUCGGAAGGCUUAGAUUACAAAAUGAUGGGUAGGUUCUUUUCGGGAUUGGCGCAAUCGGGAGCUUGGUGUUGUUUCGACGAAUUCAACAGAAUCGAUAUAGAAGUUUUAUCAGUAAUAGCUCAACAAUUGAUAACUAUAAGAAACGCUAAAGCUGCCAAAGCGCAAAGAUUCAUUUUCGAAGGAAGAGAAAUUAAAUUAGUACAAAAAUGUGCUGCUUUUAUCACUAUGAAUCCAGGAUAUGCUGGUAGAACUGAAUUACCUGACAAUUUGAAAGCGCUAUUUAGGCCAAUAUCCAUGAUGGUACCAGAUUAUGCUCUAAUAGCGGAAGUCAUUCUCUAUUCGGAAGGUUUCGAAUCUUCGAAAAAUCUUUCGCAAAAAAUGGUACAGAUGUAUAAGUUAUGUAGCGAACAGCUUUCUCAACAAGAUCACUACGAUUUCGGUAUGAGAGCCGUUAAAAGCGUUCUAGUAAUGGCUGGUUCUUUAAAACGAUCCGCGCCCGAUAGAGAAGAAAAUGUCGUUCUAAUAUGUGCCCUAAGAGACAGCAAUUUGCCGAAAUUUUUAUCAGACGACGCCAUUUUGUUCACUGGUAUAUUGGGUGAUCUGUUUCCUGGUGUAGAUUUGCCUGUUCCGGAUUAUGGUGUUUUCCAAAAUACCAUAAUAGAAGUAAUGGUGGAACAUAAUCUUCAACCUGAACAUUGUAUGAUACACAAAGUUAUACAACUUUAUGAAACGAUGAUCGUACGUUGGGGUGUCAUGUUGGUUGGACCUACUGGUGGAGGAAAAACUGAAAUUCUCAAUACUCUAAAUAGGACUUUGACAAAGAUGCACGAAUACGGCAUACCAGGACAACAGUUUCGUCCUGUGCGAACCUACAAAAUGAAUCCAAAAGCUGUGACUGCUGGUGAACUCUACGGCGAAGUGAAUCAAUUUACUUUGGAAUGGAAAGACGGUUUGAUGGGUAUUAUGAUGAGAACAGCAGUCGGCUUUACAACCGAAGAACAUCAAUGGAUUAUCUGUGACGGACCUGUAGAUGCUGUGUGGAUAGAAAAUUUGAAUACCGUGUUGGACGACAACAAGAUGUUGUGCCUCGCUAAUUCUGAAAGGAUCAAAUUAACACAGUGGGUUCAUAUGGUUUUUGAAGUACAAGAUCUAGCGCAGGCGUCUCCGGCUACAGUCAGCAGGUGUGGUAUGGUGUACGUGGAUUCCGAAGAAAUAAAAUGGUUCCCUUACGUUAAAUCUUGGAUAAAUAGGAUCAGCGAAAACCUACUAACGCAAGAAAUGAAAGAAUAUAUUCUACAAUUGUUUGAUUACGCCGUGGAAAAAGGUUUCCGGUUCGUAAAAAAACAUUGCCAUUACUCCAUACAUCAGGUCGACGUCAGCAAAGCGAAAAUGAUUUGUUCUCUUAUUGAAAGUUGUAUAAAAAUGCCUGGGGCGAUGGAUAAAAUCGGCGAAAAAAGUAAAGUUCGAUGUUUCUUGUGUCAAACUUUCAUAUUCGCGUACCUUUGGGGCAUCGGCGGCAAUUUGAUGGACGAAAGUCGUGAAAAAUUCGAAAUUAGAAUUAGAGAACAAUUUGAUGAGCACCCCGACUCCAAAUUACAAGCGGGACAUGACCUCUGGGAUGUAUAUAUGGAUGUAGUUGCCCACAAACUUGAAUUGUGGUCUAGAAUAAUACCAUCUUUCCAAUACAAUCCAGAAAUAUCGUAUUUCGAGACGUUGGUACCAACUAUGGACACCGUUAGAUUCGGAUAUAUAAUGGAAAGAUUAAUAAAUGUGGAUAAUCCCGUAUUUAUAACGGGAGACACAGGAGUUGGAAAAUCCGUUGUGGCAAAGGAUUGCUUGCAAAGAUUAUUUUUAACAAAAAAAUUCGUACCGGCGACUAUGAAUUUUUCUGCGCAGACGAGUAGCUUCAGAACACAAGAAAUAAUCGAAUUGAAAUUGGAAAAGAAGAAGAAAACGUUACUCGGAGCACCCGUAGGCAAAAAAGUUGUCAUUUUCGUCGAUGAUGUUAAUAUGCCGAAGCUCGAAACGUACGGCGCGCAACCGCCUGUGGAAUUAUUAAGGCAAUUUUUGGACUUUGGAGGACUAUACGACAGAGAAAAGCUAUUCUGGAAAGAAAUUAGAGACGUUAUCAUAACAGUAGCUUGCGCCCCACCAGGAGGCGGUAGAAAUCCGUUAACUCCCCGUUUCGUUAGACAUUUUGGUAUGCUAUUGAUACCACCUCCUAGUGAAGGUGCUUUGAAACUUAUUUUCAAGUCGAUACUGAAAGGUUUUUUCACGCCUUUCACCAACGAAGUUCGAGCUUUGGCGGAAUACAUGGUGAACGCAGCCGUAGACAUUUACCAAAGAAUAGAAAGCGAUCUUCUACCGACUCCGGCUAAAUCCCAUUACGUAUUCAAUCUAAGGGAUUUGUCGAAAUGUAUACAAGGAGUUACACAGGCCGAUCCGGGCAGUAUGAGAACUGAAGUAGCCACUUUAAGAUUAUUUUACCACGAAUGUCUGAGAGUAUUUCACGACAGAUUGAUAAACAUCGAAGAUAAAUCCUAUUUUUAUUUGUUGAUGAGAGAUAUAUGCAACAGGAAUUUCGGAAGUCCUGUUUUGGAUUUACCUGAAGGUAACGUCAUCGAAAAUCCUCCUGUUCUACUUUUCGGCGAUUUCAUGCAAAUGGGAGCCGAGAAGGCUAAUAGAGUAUACGAGGAAUUGAGGAAUAUCGAUAAAGUUAAAAAUGUUUUACAGGAUUAUUUGGAUGAUUUCAAUCUAUCCACUGCCAAAGAGAUGAAACUCAUUUUCUUCAUGAUGGCUAUAGAACACUGUUUACGAAUUGCUAGAGUUUUGAGAUCGGAGCGCGGCAACGCUCUAUUAGUCGGAGUCGGCGGUAUGGGUAAACAGAGUCUCACAAAACUAGCUUCCCAUUUGAAUGCCUACAAAUGUUUUCAAAUUGAGUUGACUAGAAAUUACGACCACGCCGCAUUUUUCGACGAUUUGCGCAAAAUGUGUUUCCACGCCGGAGUGGAAUUUCAAGACAGCGUUUUCUUAUUUACAGAUACGCAAAUCGUACAAGAAGAAUUUUUGGAAGACAUUAAUAACCUAUUAAAUUCAGGCGAAGUCCCGAAUUUAUACGAAGCAGACGAAUACGAAAAAGUUAUAAUUGGAGUACGACCUGCAGCAAAAGAAGCAGGUAUAGACGAAGCAAACCGUGACGGAAUUUACAAUUACUUUAUCAGCAGACUCAGAGAUAAAUUACAUUUGGUCAUUUGUAUGAGUCCUGUAGGAGACGCUUUCAGGCGCCGUUGCAGAAUGUUUCCGUCACUUGUCAAUUGUUGUACAAUCGAUUGGUUCGAGAAGUGGCCGCAAGAAGCUCUGUUGUCGGUAGCAGAAAACGAAAUGAGAAGUCUCGGUGAAGAUUUAUGUCUUCAUUUAGCCAACGUUUGCGUAUACAUGCACGAGAGCGUUGAAAAUAUGACCGUUAGAUUUUAUAACGAAAUGAAACGAUACUACUAUACGACGCCUAGCAGCUAUUUGGAACUAAUCAAAUUGUACAAAUCUAUGUUGGGGAUUAAAAAGGAUAAGAUCGGUAAAACUAGAGAUAAGAUCGCAAAUGGACUGAAAAAACUGUAUGAAACUAACGAGGUCAUUGAUAGUAUGAAAGAAACUUUAACGGCAUUAGAGCCUGUUCUAGCACAAAAAUCGGUUGCCGUAGAAGAAUUGAUGGUGUAUCUAGGUAAAGAACAAACACAAGCUGAUAAAGUGAGAGUGGUCGUAAAAGCAGACGAAGAAGUAGCAAAAGUUAAAGCUGAAGAAACACAAGCUAUAGCUGACGAUGCCCAAAAAGAUUUAGAUACAGCACUUCCUGCUUUAGAAGCGGCAACGAAAGCUUUAGAAUCGCUUAAUAAAAAUGAUAUUAAUGAAGUUAAAGUCUUUCAAAAGCCGCCGAAGUUGGUACAAGUUGUAAUGGAAUCUGUUUGUAUUCUACUGGGAGCAAAACCAGAUUGGGCGUCGGCUAAACUUGUUCUCGGUGAUGCGAAUUUUUUGAAAAAAUUACAAGAAUACGAUAAAGAUCACGUGUCUGAUUUGACAAUGAAAAAAUUGAAAGCCUACGUAGAUAAUCCCGACUUUAUACCUGAAAAAGUUCAAAAAGUAUCUAAAGCAUGUAAAAGUCUUUGUUUGUGGGUGCGUGCUAUCGAUAUGUAUGCCAAGGUGUAUAGAAUUGUCGAACCUAAAAGAAAAAAACUCCAACAAGCUGAAAAGGAGUUGGGACAAGUUAUGGGCUUACUAAGAGACAAACAGAUGAAAUUAGCCGAAGUAGAAGGUCAAAUAGCAGAUUUAGAAGCGAAAUUUAAUGAAACUGUUGCCGAAAAACAAGCUCUCGAAGAUAAUAUGGAAUUGACAGCCACACGAUUGAAUAGAGCUGGUCGUCUUAAUGUUGCUCUCGGAGAUGAACAAGUCAGAUGGGAGGAAAGCGUAGAAAAAUUUGGUAUUGAACUUGAUAAUGCAGUAGGAGAUGUCGUUAUGGCUGCUGCAUGUGUGGCCUAUCUAGGUGCAUUCACCAGCAAUUAUAGAGUUGAAUUGGUUUUGUCGUGGGAAAAGAAAUGUCAAGCAGAAACAAUACCCGCGUCUGAAAUUUUUAGUUUAAUAACUGUAUUAGCCGAUCCAUAUGAUAUUCGUAUGUGGAAUUCUUGCGGAUUGCCAAGAGACAGCGUUUCAACUGAGAACGCAAUUCUCGUCACCCAAGCAGGACGCUGGCCGCUAAUGAUAGAUCCUCAAGAACAAGCUAACAGAUGGAUACGUCAAAUGGAAGCAGAUAAAAAUCUAAAAGUUAUCAAGUUGACCGAUUCUAAUUUUAUGAGAAUCUUAGAAAGCGCAGUUACCAUCGGCUUACCGGUACUGUUGGAGGAAGUUGGAGAAACUUUGGAUCCAACCUUAGGUCCCAUUUUGUUGAAACAGACUUUUAUACAGGGAGGCAGAACUUUGAUUCGUUUAGGAGAAAGCGAUGUAGAAUAUAGCGAUAAUUUCAGAUUUUAUAUUACCACAAAAUUAGCGAAUCCUCAUUACCUACCGGAAAUUUGUAUCCAAGUCACAAUUGUUAACUUCACAGUAACAUUGUCAGGCUUGGAAGAUCAGUUAUUGGCAGAUGUCGUUAGAUUGGAACGACCAGACUUGGAACACCAAAGAACCGAAUUGAUUAUCAGAAUAAAUUCCGAUAAAGCUCAAUUGAAAAGCAUAGAAGAUAAGAUCCUCUAUUUAUUAUAUCAUUCCGAGGGUAACAUUUUAGAUGACGAAGAACUAAUAGAAACUCUAAACGAGAGUAAGGAAACAUCUGCCAUUAUAGAAGCUCGAUUAAUUGAAACCGAAGCUACCGAAGAAAAAAUAUCUGUAGCUAGGGAAAAAUAUCGUAUAGUUGCGAUUAGAGGAUCGGUAUUGUAUUUUGUUGUUGCUGAUUUAGCUGACAUAGAUCCUAUGUACCAAUAUUCUUUGAAAUACUUUAACCAAGUAUUCAAUAAUGUGAUAGAAGUAAGUGAAAAAAAUGAAAUAUUGGAACAGAGAUUGGCGAUUCUAUUGAGAGAAAUAACGAAAGCAGUGUACACCAUCAUAUCUCGAGGUCUAUUCGAAAGACAUAAACUUGUUUAUAGUUUCAUGUUAUGCGUUGCUGUACUGCAACAAAAUGGAAUAGUAUCGGAUGCUCAGUGGAAUUUCUUGUUGAGAGGACCUGUAGGAACUAAAACUACGUUACCGAAAAAACCGGAUUAUCCGAUAAUAACUGAUACUAUAUGGACAGCGGCUAAUUAUUUGUCAUACACUUACAAACAUUUUGAAGGUUUACAAAAUGAACUUUUGAACAUCAUCAAGGUGCAAAUAGGAGAUUAUCAAUUAGACAUCCAAUUAAUAAGUAAUUCAAAACCGAGCCAAAUCAAUUGGAAUGAUCGUCUUGAUGAUUUCGACAAAUUGAUGCUCAUAAAAUCAUUAGCAGAAGAAAAACUUAUUUUCGCUAUAACGGAAUACGUGAAAACUAAACUGGGAAAAGUGUUUAUAGAAAGUCCUCAAGUUUCCUUACCAGUUUUAUAUCAAGAUACCAGUAACUCCGUACCCCUCAUUUUCAUUCUCAGCACCGGUUCUGAUCCGUUCGGCGCUUUCCAAAGAUUCGCCGCCGAAAUGGAAUACGGUAACAGAAUCAAAUCGAUUUCUUUGGGUCAAGGACAAGGUCCAGUUGCCGAAAAACUCAUCCAAGAUGCUGUCGAAACAGGAGAUUGGGUGUUUUUACAAAAUUGUCAUUUAGCGACAUCGUGGAUGUUAUCGAUGGAAAAAAUUGUCCUGACCAUAGCUAGAGAUUCCAAUAAGGUCCAUAAACAAUUUAGAUUGUAUAUGAGUUCGAUGCCGUCUAAAACGUUUCCGGUGUCGGUGUUACAGAAUUCGGUUAAAGUUACAAACGAACCGCCGAAAGGUCUAAGGGCCAAUAUCAAAAGAUCCUUUUCGGAAAUGGAUAAAGCAUUCUUUGAAGAUCAUCCAUUGGAACACAAAUGGAAGGCGAUGCUGUUCGGCUUGUGUACGUUCCAUGCAGUAGUUCAAGAAAGGAAGAAAUUCGGUCCUUUGGGAUGGAAUAUAAUUUAUGAAUUCAACGACAGCGACAGAGAUUUUGCAUUCAAUACUUUAAAGAUGUUUUGUGCUGAGGGAUUCAUACCCUGGGAUGCGUUGGAGUAUCUCACAGGUGAAAUUACCUACGGUGGAAGAGUAACCGAUUAUUGGGAUCUGCGAUGUCUGAAAACCAUUUUGAAAAUAUUUUUCUCUCCGCAAAUUCUGAGGAACGAUUACGUUUAUUCUUCUUCUGGCACUUAUUAUUGUCCUAUAUAUAAGAAUAUUGAAGAUUACCGUAUAUUUGUUGAUAAAUUACCAAUAAUAGAAGAGCCAGAGAUUUUUGGUAUGCACGAGAAUGCGAAUAUCGCUUAUCAGAUUAAAGAAACGAAUGCCGUUAUCCGCACCAUAGUAGAUUGCCAACCGCGAGCAAGCGGAAGUGCCGAAGGUAAAUCUAGUGACGAUAUCGUGUACGAAUUAGCAGAAGGAAUUUUAAAUUCAGUUAUACCGAAAAUACCAACAGAUGACGUCAAUGUACACAUGUAUAAGAGAGAUAAAAAAGGAAGAAUUUCUUCGCUAACGACAGUUCUAACCCAAGAAAUUGAUAGAUACGACAAAUUAUUAAGAUUGAUACAUAAUUCGAUGAAACAAUUACAAAAAGCCAUUAAAGGUUUGGUCGUUAUGUCGGACGCUUUAGAAGAAAUUUUUACUGCUUUCAUGAACAAUCAGGUACCCGGAAUGUGGAGCAAAAACGCCUACAAUUCCCUCAAGAGUUUAGGAAGUUGGAUUAGGGAUUUAAUCCUGAGACUGGACUUUAUUAGUAUUUGGGUACGCUAUGGACCGCCUACGUCUUAUUGGAUAUCUGGGUUUUAUUUUCCACAAGGUUUUCUCACCGGUACAUUACAAACAUUUGCUAGGAAAUAUAAUUUACCCAUCGAUGAAUUGAAAUAUGAUUUUCAUUUAUACAAUAACGUUCUAGAUCAAGAAGAUAUAUAUGGAGUUCAUGUUGCCCAAGAAAAAGAGGUAUAUACAGCAUAUAAAUUAUAUGAACAUCCGAUAGAUGGUGUUAUUAUUCAUGGUCUUUUUAUCGAUGCAGGCAGAUGGGAUUUUAAAAUUGAGGAAUUAGUUGAUGCUAAACCUGGUGAAAUAAAUCCUCCUUUACCAUUAAUGUGGUUGAAACCUACCAGAAAAAUGCCCCUUGACGAUCCCAGAUACGUAGCCCCUUUGUAUAAGACUUCAAUUCGUGCUGGAGUCCUUUCGACGACAGGACAUAGUACCAAUUUUGUCAUAGCUGUCUUAUUACCGACUAAACAAAAACAAGCGUAUUGGAUAUUGAAAGGCACGGCACUACUAACUCAAAUCACCGAUUGA